Plasmopara halstedii is the source of this 2001-nucleotide messenger RNA. RefSeq names its product acyl-synthetase. NCBI's taxonomy places the organism in Eukaryota, Oomycota, Peronosporomycetes, Peronosporales, Peronosporaceae. The coding region runs from base 1 to 2001 and encodes 666 amino acids. Gene Ontology annotation, molecular function: long-chain fatty acid transmembrane transporter activity; long-chain fatty acid-CoA ligase activity. The record is from RefSeq and is a predicted model, not a curated record. The transcript has 2 exons.
AUGUCAGAUCUAAUUCCUAAGGAUGCGUUCUCAUCCGUCACUGAUGCUUUAGCCAUUGUCUCAGACGCUGUAUGCAAUGCAUCUCUUGUAUCUAAUACACUCUCUGCUCUUCCUUUCAGUAAUUCAACAAAAUUCUUGGCUGUAGCUGGUGUCGCAGCGUUUGGAUAUUACGUUGAUCAAAAGCUCUUGAUCUCUUCGGAUCUCUAUCAUUCGGGCAUGCAAGCGUUAGCAUUACUACAAGCCAAACGUUAUGCAUGGAAUGGUCAUUUAGUACCAGAUUUGUUUGAGCAAAGUGUCGAGAAAUGGCCACAUAAACCUUGUAUCCAGUUAGGACGACGUAUACUAAGCUUUCAGGAUGUUGACCAUGCUGCUAAUCGUGUAGCACAUUGGAGUCAAAAGCAAGGGAUUAAACGUGGCGAGACAGUUGCAUUAAUGAUGGAGAAUCGACCUGAAUUUAUUAUUGUGUGGCUUGGUUUAGCCAAAGUUGGAAUUGUGACAGCGUUAUUGAAUACGCACUUACAACCUGAUGGACUUGUUCAUUGUACUCGAAUUGCUGAUACAAAGUGGAUGAUUGUAGGUGAAGAAUUAGUUGAGAAAGUAGCAGAUGUGGUGAAUCGAAUGAAAGAGAUGAAAUUCUAUAUCUAUGGAGACGGAUCUUUAACUUCACAAAAGGCUGCAACGUAUUUUUCGCAAGCGUGUUCAUUGGAUGUCGAACUAUUGAAAAUGACUACAGAACGACCAUGUACAAAAGUUCGACGCGAAUUAUUAACGUCGGAUGUGGUUCUGCUCAUUUAUACAAGUGGUACAACAGGUUUCCCAAAAGCUGCUCGUGUGAAUCAUUUUAGUCUCAUCUUGCGCUCUUUGGUAUUUAAAUACUCAAUGCAUUUGACAAUCAAUGAUCGAUUGUAUUGUGCCUUACCAUUGUAUCAUACAUCUGGUGGAACUCUUGCGGUUGGACUUAUGCUUUUUUCGGGUGCUACACUUUGUUUAUCGCGACGAUUUUCAACAACCAAGUUUUGGGACGAAGUUCGGGCAUAUAACUGUACAGUUAUUCAAUAUAUUGGUGAAAUGUGUCGCUAUUUAAUGAAUGCACCGAUGAAACCAAAUGAUAAACAAAAUCAUGUACGUGCAGCUUUUGGAAAUGGAUUGCGUCCCGAUAUUUGGGCUCCAUUUCAAGAACGAUUUGGAAUACCAUCUGUCUAUGAAUUUUAUGGCUCAACAGAAGGUCCAAUGGGCUUAUUAAAUGCUUGUACGACGAAAGCAGAUCAAGGUCAUCUUGGUCAACGUGGUUAUUUAACAAAUCUCAUUACGGGAGUUGCUAUUGUCAAGUAUGACGUUGAUAAAGAUGAUUAUAUUCGAUCAAAAAAUGGAUUUCUUCAGCAAUGUGAAGUGAAUGAACCAGGAGAACUUCUUGUGAAAGUAAACAAGAAAGAUCCAGCACGAGGAUUUCAAGGUUAUUAUAAAAAUCCAAACGAAUCAAAUCAAAAGGUUUUAACCAAUGUCUUUCGAAAAGGUGAUAUGUAUUUUCGAACAGGUGAUUUGUUUAAAGAAGAUGAAAGACAUUGUUGGCACUUUGUUGAUCGUGUGGGUGAUACAUUUCGAUGGAAAGGCGAGAAUGUGGCAACAAAUGAAGUCGCAGAGACAAUCUCCAAGUUUCCUGGUAUAGAGGAAAUUUGUAUUUAUGGUGUUCAAGUACCAGGAACUGAUGGUCGAGCGUGUAUGGCUGCUAUGGUCUUUGAUGACAAAUUGUUUAAGUGGAUGGAAUUUUCGAAAUUUGUGAAGCAACAACUUCCAUCGUAUGCGAUUCCACUUUUUCUACGUCAAGUCAAAACAAUUUCUGUCACUGGUACAAUGAAACAAGAAAAGGCAAAGCUACGGAAAGAAGGAAUGGAUCCAUCAAAGAUUUGUGAUCGUCUUUGGGUCUAUCAUCGAGUUAAAGGAACUUAUGAACCUCUUACAAGUGAUAUGUAUCACAAUGUAAUUACCAAUUCUCGUUUAUAG